Molecule: messenger RNA, 5453 nt
Organism: Bacillus rossius redtenbacheri
Lineage: Eukaryota; Metazoa; Arthropoda; Insecta; Phasmatodea; Bacillidae
Product: tyrosine-protein kinase Drl-like
Exons: 13
Coding region: 149-1870 (573 amino acids)
Biological process (GO): positive regulation of kinase activity; cell surface receptor protein tyrosine kinase signaling pathway; protein phosphorylation
Cellular component (GO): plasma membrane; signaling receptor complex
Molecular function (GO): ATP binding; protein kinase activity
Source: RefSeq, a predicted model, not a curated record
CUCUCUCUCUCUCGCCGUCUCUCCCUGCUCCCCCUCGUUCGCUGCUCUGCUGGACGCCAUGUGCGCCGCCGGGUCUCGCCGAGACAACACGUCUGCCCUGCGGCCCCGCUCCGCCAUGGUCGCCGGUGGCCCGUGACCCGGAGGAGCCAUGCAGGCGUGGCCGCGGCUGCUGACGGCCGUGCUGGGGCUGCUGUGCGGCGCGCGGGCUCACCUCAACCUCUUCGUCAGCCAGGCCGAGGUCAUGAAGCUGCUGGGUCUCUCGGCGGAGCUGUACUACGUGCGCGACGGGGUCGUCAACAUCUACGCCAUGAACUUCGUGGUGCCUGUACCGGCGCACAUCACCGACCUCGAGUUCUCGUGGCAGGCGCUCACCAGGGCUCCGCUGCCGUACGCGUGGUCGUUCGUGUACGACAACCACGACGCGCUGAGACCUCCGGAGCUGGACAUCCCCGCCAGAGGCCUGGUGCCCGCGAAGGUGCAGACGUUCAGGGUGCGGUUCCCGUGCUCAGGCUCGAUGAGCGCUGAAGUGCUCGUGCUGAUGCAGCUCAACGUCAGCUUGUACAACGACUCUGCGCUCAGCUUCCGCCGCAACAAGAUCUGCCUGAAAGAGACGUCCAGUCCGCGCAACGAGUCGGUGCGCGUGGACAGCUCGCUCAUCACGUCCAGCGGCACCUUCUACGUGGCGGUGGCCUGCGCCUGCCUCAUGAUCCUGCUGGUGGUGGCCGUGGCGUCGCUCGUCUACGUCAAGAGCAAGAAGGCGCGCGCCCAGGAGUCUCUCCACGCCGACUACAACAGCGCCGCGUACGGCAGCAACCAGAACGUGUUCCCGCGCCUGGACGCGCUGGGCCCGAGCAGCGGCGGGAGUGCCACCGGCAGCAGCAGCCCGCGCUACUGCUCCGUGGCUGGGGACGACCACAGCUUGCACGUGUACGCCACUCCGGCGCCGCGGUUCUCGCCCUCGCCCGCCGUCUCCCAGGUUGCCCUGCAUGAUCCACGACUUGUCGACCCCACCCAAAGACUGAAGGACCUUUCCGUUGACCGCCAAAACAUUGAACUUCUCUCUGUCCUGCAUGAAGGGACUUUUGGCCGCAUCUUCCUCGGCAGCUUUCUACACAAUCAGAGAAAGGUGGAGGUCAUCGUGAAAACUGUGUCUGACCAAGCGUCCAAGUUCCAGAUCUCGCUGACGCUGGCCGAGGGCACGAUGUUCCACGGCCUCAGCCACAAGAACCUGCUGUCCGUGCUGGCGGUGAACACGGACAACCCCAAGCAGCCGCUCGUCGUGUACGGCUACUGCAACAAGGGCAACCUCAAGCGGUUCCUGCAGAGCAGCCGCCUGGGCGAGCAGCACUGCGCGCUGCUCACGCAGGACCUGGUGGACAUGGGUCUUCAGGUGGUGCUCGCCAUGACGUACCUGCACGCGCGCGGCGUGUGCCACAAGGACCUGGCCGCGCGCAACUGCGCGGUGAACGACAAGCUGCAGGUGAAGGUGGCUGACAGCGCGCUGUCCAGAGAUCUGUUCCCCGCCGACUACUACUGCCUCGGCGACAACGAGAACCGACCAAUCAAGUGGCUCGCGCUCGAGAGCCUCGCCAGCAAGCACUUCACCGCCGCCUCCGACGUGUGGUCGUUCGGCGUGCUUCUGUGGGAGCUGACCACGCUCGCCCAGCAGCCCUACGCCGAGGUGGACCCCUUCGAGAUGGCGGACUACCUGCGCGACGGCUACCGCCUGGCGCAGCCCCUCUGCUGCCCGGACGAGCUGUUCGCGCUGAUGGCUUGCUGCUGGUUCACUGCCCCCGAGGAGAGGCCGGCCUUCUCGCAGCUGCUGUCGUGCCUGCAGGAGUUCUACACCGCCCUCGGCAGAUACAUCUAGCCCGGCACCUCCCCUUGUUCAACCCCCCCAACUGCACUGUCCACCAUUCAGCUCGCUUUGGCACUGUUUUGCCGCCGCCUUUGAAUAUAUAUAUACUGCAUAGAAGUCGCCAGCCCAGGUUAAAAUUUCUAAUACGGUUUUGAGGUAGUUGGUUAAUUCACCGCCGCAAUCGCCACCAUCUCUAGGGCAUCGACUUGUGGUGGUCCCUAGCGGACAAGUGUCGAACUCUUCAAACACCCCUUCCCCCCUCCAGUUGAACGACCUUGAGCUGCAGUGAAUGAUCGAUGGGGGGUGCGGGGAAUGACAGCGGGCGACAGUGCUGCGCUCUAACGUGUAAAUAACAACUAAGACGAUACAGGGCGUUACGGCAGCGCACUGCAGCGGUGAAGUUCCCAAGCUGCUUAGCAUACGCUUCUGAAAAACGUAGAGUAAAUCCUAUCCACUCGCGACUUCUAUACAGUAUAUAUAUUCAAAGCCGCCGCCCACCCACUGCCCGCACGCUCUCGCGACUUUCCCCGAUAUGAGGCGCGGUGCACUUGGUCCGAGGCAUUCCCUUGCUGAAGCUGCUUGUAUCCACAGCACCGAGGAAGACAAGGGGAAUUCAUUGACCGGUCGGCACGCCUUUUUCUGUUCUCCGCGUUCUCCAACACUGACCAUGUUGCGGGGAAGCCUUUAAUGUGUGGCGCGGGAUUUUUUUUUUUGACACUGACUGAAGAUCCCUCAGGGUAUGUCGGAGAAACCGUGGCUCAAUGGAAGAAGCUGCAGAAAAAAAAAUUAAAACUAAAUCUUUUUGAACUAUACAAAAAGCUAAAUUUUUUCCGUCUUUUACAUCGCUGAAGCUACCGAGAAUACGUACUUAAAGUUUUUUUUUUGUAUUUGUAAGCCGGUAAGGGGUUGCAUAAGUUCGAUGAGAUCCAUUUGCUGAAAUGAUCACAAAAUUAAACAAAGUACUAAAUUUUGGGAGUGAACGAUUAAGAGCAUACAUUCUAGUGUUUUGACAUAAACUGCUUGAAACAUAGGAACGCAAAGCAAUGUACAAAAAGUUGUUGAGCCAGUUAUGUCCAGUGACGGUCUUAAGAGGCGAUGGGAGCUAUCUCCCCCCCCCCCCCAACUAAUCCACAAUCCCUAGAACUUAAAUUAAGAAAAUUAACUGGAGGUAUGACCACAUAAAUAAUCUACCUCAGUCCGCAUAUAAUCUGGGUUGUAAAUAUUUUUUUUUUGUAAAAAUAUAUUAUUUUACCUUUUUUAAUGCUACUUUACAGUGUAAAUUUGUUAAACUUCAGUCAUCUUAAAAAUCUGAUAGAGCCAUAGUUUUGUUGAUAAUUUUCAAGAUGUCAGAAAUUUUUUUAAGUAGUUUUUUUAAUGGGGCUAGUAUUUUUAUAAAUUAUCUACAAACUUCCUUUUAGCUGGUAGUAAGUAUUCCUCACCACCCAAAUUCUUAGUUCAUCAGCCCUCCCCGAUUUGACAGUUGUGUUCUCCACUGAAUCUGUCCACAAAGUUGGGGAUAACAUCAGAAACUAUAUAACAAGUUUUCCAAACACAUACGCAAUUCUGAAAGUUCUAUUAGAUGAGUUUUUGGGCAAGUCUGAGUUCUGGUUUCUCUAAUUGCAAGUAACUUGUGUGUUAAAAGUUUAAUCAAUGAUCAACGAGACAAUUAACUGUAGCAGCAGAACGUAACGUAGUAACGUUUUUUAAAACAAUUAGGUACUAUGAUAUGGUUUUGCUUUUUUUAGGAAACAAAUAGCAAUAUAUGUAGUUAAAUGUAUUUUUCCUGUAUCUGCCAUUAGUUAACAAAAAUAACCUAUGACUGGAAAACAUAAACAAAUAAAUAACAUAAAACAUUUGUGUUAUUUUUAAUAUUCUUUUUAUAAAUUGCAAUGAAAAUUUCGAAUUAAAGUUAUUUAAAUCAAACACUAAAUAUUUCAAGAAUUUUAAUGUGAGUAUUACCGAAGAAUUUUUAUUGGCUUAAGUUGUAAUUAGUUAGAAAAUUGAAUGCAAACAAGAAAAUUUCUGUAUUUGUCAUUUAUUUUUCCCGGUACCAAUGUUAAAAGCGAGAAACAUUCCACCAUAAAUUUUCAUACGCAUUAAGUAAACACAUUAGGAUAAAACCAGUGUAUGAACACAUACCUAAAAAAUCCUCGUAAGCCUUAGCAAUAUAUUAAUAUAUUUUAGUGUUACAUGAGGAUGAGUAGAUAAAAUUAUUGUAAUGAGUAGGAACAAUGUACUGCAGGCCAUGCUUAUAGAAAGAAGUGUAAUAAAAGCCUUGAAAAGACAAUUUUAAAAGUAGAAAAAUAGGUAUAACAUUUAAAGUAUUAAUGUAAGUGGAAUCUAGUCGCGAUACCUUACAAAACUUAAAACUCCGCACCGAAGGAUAUUUUAAUUUUAUUUACUUGGGUAAUAUAACCAUUAGUUACAUUUUGUUCACUUACAAAUGAUUUAAAAAGUCUUUGUCAUUAAUUAUUUAUUUAAUAAUACAUAUGUGCCUUAUCUAUAGAUUAUAAAGUGCAUGUCAUUAUAAUUUUAAAAAUUUCACUUUACAUUUCUUUACUAUAUAACAUUUUUGUUUCUAACAUUACCCAAAACAUUUCUUUCCUUAUUAUUGAAAUUUUAUGGAAAUAAAGUGUGCUUACCACGGCAACUCUUUAUCAGAGUCUUUAAUUUCUAAACAAUUUAAUAAUAAAACUUUUUGAGAAUAUUUCACAGAAGUGUAGUUUUUUACUGAACAUAGUAGGUUAUUUUUGUAGCAGCACAAGAGGCAGGGUUACGCAUCCCCUUAAGAUCCAUUCGAGUCAUGUAUAGAUCACAGUUUGACAGCAACUUUGCAGCAGACCACUCAACAGGCGGGCUUGUUUACUAUCCCUUUCAAAAUCAUCAAAAUAGUGCCAAAGACACGCUGAAUAACACCCACAUGUGUGUCAGCAUGUUGCUGCUAGUGCAGACAACUAAUAAGUGUGUAAUGUUUCUGUACUGAAAUUAUGUUGUGCAACCUCAAUGUUUCUUCUGAAUAUUACUCUUAAGCCUAAUUACGUAAACUUAAUUUUAAGGUGUUCUUUCCACAUUGUUGAGUGUACCAUUACCUUCUGUAUUAUAUUAAAGGUUAACGUGUAAAAUCUAAAGAAAUAACAUUUUAUAUUCAUAUUUCAAUAUUUUCCAGUAUUAUUUAUUAUUUGUGUUAAAAAUGAAAGCUAUUUACAGUGUAAUACUCAUUAAAUUAAUUCGUAAAUGAAUAUUUUCCCUCAUUAAAAAUAAUAACCAAACAAUAUUUAAAACAAAAACAAAAUAUCUAUGAUAUGUAUGGAAAGUACACUGCCAAUAAGAAUUGAAGGAUGGAUGAAUGUUUGAUAGGCAAUUUGAGGUUAGUACUUACUGAUAGAGGCUCAAAAGAGAUUGAUUUUAAAAGUUGUCCCAAACAUGAACAGAUUUUAUGAACCUAACCUAGGUACUGAAAAGUUACAUUAGUUAAAGCACAAGUUGGAAAAUUUACUGUACGACAUGAGUUAUAAAUAGUUAUAUCUGUAAAACAUGUGUAUCUUUGAGUAAAGGCGAAUUACCCACAAAAAAAUAAAAACAGUUCAUGGAAAAA